AUCCGGGCUCUCGUCUGCCCUCCCGGCGAAUGCGCCACGGCCAUCUUCCUGGCCGGGGACUCGUCCCUCGACAACAAGGCGUGGCUCUUCAACCAGGGCGCGCUUGCGGAGCGCUGGCGCCCUGGGGCCGCCCACGCGCCCGCCAGGAACGGCUACGAGUUCCUGCUGAGCCCUCCCCGCAUGGUCUGCGACGUCACGUACUGGAUGAACCAGAUACUGUGGGACCUCGGCGCCGAUUGCUGCGUGGUGCCCUCGUGCGGGGGCCUCUACGAGCAGGAGCUGCUGCUGCGGGAUCGUAUCCGGCCCAGCGACAUGCUCGUGAUAUCUAUAGGCGGGAACGACAUCGCGCUCGCGCCAUCCGUUUUCACAGCGAUCGCAAUCGUGCUGCUGAUGUUGUCCCCGUGGUUUACGCUGUGCACUUUGAAUCCCGCCGUGGCGUACUUUGUUUUCAUGUUUAGAUUCCAGGUCCAGUGCUACGCCCAUGAGCUCACUGCGAAGACCACGCCCUCCAAGAUUGCCGUGUGCAUGAUCUACCACCUGGACGAGCGGAAUGGAAACUCAUGGGCGAAUCCAGCGCUUUGCGCCUUGUGUUAUUGUUGUUUCCCCGGCUUGCUACAACGACGCUUGCGCGUGGUGUUUGAACUGGGCACUUCCAGGGUUCGUGUGCCAGGCAGCGAGGUUGUGCCCAUCUUCUUGGGAGAUGCCUUGGACGGCCGAUGUACCGAAGAUUACUGCCAGCGCGUUGAGCCUAGCGUGAUCGGUGGGCAAAAGAUUGCCAGGUUGAUCUUGCAUCGACUGGGCUGGCCAUGUAAGACUCCGGGCUACCAUUAUGGUAAGCCGCCCGACGAGGCCUGA
Molecule: messenger RNA, 855 nt
Organism: Prorocentrum cordatum
Lineage: Eukaryota; Dinophyceae; Prorocentrales; Prorocentraceae
Source: the annotation of a GenBank genome assembly